CCCGGUCCACCUCAACCUCCUACGUCACCGUUGGUUUAAACUGCAUUUCCCAUGCUCCUCUGUCCGAGAAGCAGGCAGUCAUGCGGAUGGAAACAGGAGUGGGCAUCCGCUGCGCUGCAAGAAGAAGAAACUUCGAGGAAAGAUGCAUGAAGAGGAGGAUGGCAGCGAGGCACACUCCUUCACAGCUUCGCGAUUCGUGCCCUCCAGGUCUGUGGAUGUGGCCGAUAUCGAGGGAGCGAAAGAGCAGGCCUCCAAACUGUGCGGCUACUUGAACAAACUGUCCGGCAAGGGGCCUCUGAGGGGGUACAAACCGAGAUGGUUCGUGUAUGAUCCGAGGAAAUGCUAUUUGUAUUACUUCAAGACUCCCCAGGAUGCCUUGCCACUCGGACACAUCGAAAUAGGCGAUGCGUGUUUCAGCUACGAUUUGGAGGGGGAAGAAGGACAGUUUGAGAUCCGCACAGCCGGCAAAGAGUUUCUUCUGAAGGCCCCCAGUAAGCAGGUGAUGCAUUACUGGCUGCAGCAGUUGCAGCAGAAGCGUUGGGAUUACAGUAACAUGCGAGGAACUGGUCAGAGGGAAAGCUGGUGCUCCCCGACGCUGGCCCAUCCUCCCACCGGCCUUGUAGGCAAAGAUAAUGAUGCUUUCAGCUUUGAGAAGCCAUGUGAAACCAUGGAGAAGGUCCGCAGCGACUUCUCCAUGGACGACGAAACAGAGAGCGCUGGAAUGGUGGGGAUCCAAUCAGCCAGAGGGCCGUCCACAAACCCCCUUAAUUUCUCCCUGAAAAACUUUGGCACAGAACUCAGGAACUCCAUGUCUUACCUGCGUUCGGGCCGAGCUGAUCACAGACGCAGUAUGUUUUACACCGGCAACAGUCCCUCGGAGGAUUGGGAGUUGGUGGACCCACCAAAGGACUUCACCGAACAGAAGAAUCAUCCAGACACACACAGACAUUCCUUUGGAUCAGCGUUUACAUUUGAUUUUGUGCGCAACCCCUCGCGGCCUAAAAAGCUUUUGCUCCGAGACAUGAUGGGCACCGGAAAGUCGGGCCGCAGCACUGAAAACUCGCCGGUGGAGUGUAACGGCAGCAAGUCUUUGGAGAUGCAGCUUCGGCUCCAAAGCCAACAGCAGCAAGAAGAACUGAGUCGGCUGCAGCAGGAAGAGGUCAAACUCAAAGAAGAGCUAGCCACUCAGAAGGAGCUGGUGAGGCUACUGCAGCAGACAUUAAGGACCUCCCAGAGUGAAAGGCCCACUGUGGGCCGUCCAGCCCCGGCUCCAGACUCAUCGGCAGCCUCAGACCAGACCCAAACUUCAGUAGUGGCCCAGGGAGAAGUUGCACAACUGGAGGAGCUGCUUAAGGAACGCGAUGGACAGAUUCAGUCCAUGUGUGGUCACAUGGAGCGUCUUGCCCUGGAGAAGGAGAGUCUGCAAAAAGAGCUGAAGGGGCUGAAACUUAAGGUGGGGGAGAUAAAUGACCAGCUGGGGAUGCUGAUGGAGACCAUCCAGGCUAAGGAUGAGGUCAUCAUGAAGCUGUCACAAGAAAACUCUGAGCAGGGCGGAAAUCCAAAUGAUGCUGGCUCACCACCACCGCACAAAGACCUGCAGGAGCUGAGCAUCCUCAAGGACAGUCUGCAGGGCUACAAAUCCCAGAACAAGUUCCUGAACAAAGAGAUCCUGGAGCUGACAGUGUUGCGCAGGAAUGCAGAGAGUAGAGAGAAGGCUUUAGAAGCAAAGUGCACGGCCCUGGAAGCCAUGUUGUGUCAAGUGGAGAGUAAGUACCUGGUUCUGCUUCAAGAGGUGAAGAACCCUGUAUGUUCAUCUUCAGAGCAGAGCCCGGCCCAUGAGGUCAUCUCCAGAUUAUUAGAGGAUGCACUGCAGGUCGAAAGCCCAGACCAGCAGGAGCACCUAAUCUUCAAACCAAACACUGUCAGUGAGUAUGACGUGUAUGGCUUCAAGACCGUCCCCGAGGAGGAGGAGGAGGAGGAAAAACUGGUCGCAAAGGUGAGAGCCCUGGAGCUGAAGUCUCUGUCCAUGACAGAUCAGGAGGUAUCCAUCGGGGUCAAGUGGGAGAACUUCCUGGCCAGCACUAUGAACAGAGAUCUGGUUCACUCCCCUGAGCUGAAGGCCCUGAUUCGCUGCGGUGUGCCACAUGAGCACCGCUCUCAGGUGUGGCGCUGGUGUGUUUUUUUCCAUGUCAAGAAGUUUCGUGACCAGUUGCCAGCAGACUAUUAUGAGACCUUACUAAAUGUGGCAAGGGAGAAGCCCAACCCGGCCUCGAAGCAGAUUGAGUUGGACUUGCUGCGUACUUUGCCCAACAACAAGCACUAUUCCUCUCCGAGUGCAGGUGGCAUCCAAAAACUCAGGAACGUCCUGCUGGCUUUCUCAUGGAGGAACCCAGAUAUCGGCUACUGUCAGGGACUAAACAGGCUGGCAGCAAUUACCUUGCUCUAUUUAGAUCAAGAGGAUGCUUUUUGGACCCUUAUAGCUAUUGUGGAGGUCUUCAUGCCAAGAGACUAUUACACCAAGACUCUCCUUGGUUCACAGGUUGACCAGCGUGUGUUCAAGGAUCUGAUGAAUGAGAAGCUACCGCGGCUGCACGCCCACUUCGAGCAGCACAAAGUCGACUUCUCCCUCAUUACGUUUAACUGGUUCCUGGUGGUGUUUGUGGACAGUGUGGUGAGCGACAUCCUCUUCAAGAUCUGGGAUGCGUUUCUGUUUGAAGGACCAAAGAUCAUAUUCCGCUUUGCUCUCGCUCUCUUCAAGUACAAAGAAGAAGAGUUUUUGAAGUUGCAGGACUCGACGGCCAUCUUCAAAUAUCUCAGAUACUUCACACGCACAAUCCUGGAUUCAAGGAAGCUGAUGAGCAUUGCCUUUGUGGACAUGAACCCAUUCCCCAUGAGGCAAAUCCACAAUCGGCGCUCCUUUCACCUGGAAAAAGUUCGCCUCGAGCUGACGGAACUGGAAGCGAUCCGACAGACCUUCCUCAGGGAAAGAGAAACGAGUCAGGCUAGACGGAGUUUUGUCAGCGAUGACGAGGAGGAAAACUGACUUCGGGCUUGUGGCUAAAAUAUGGAGACAAGGAGAUCAUCUCCGCAGAGCAGGGGUGUUCUGCAGUGAUGAAAGGAGUGCUUUCCCCACCCAAUCGUUGGAGUUGGUCUCUGCAUCAGAGCUGGAAUUAUCAACUUUAUACAUUUUGAGCAAAAACCACAUCAGAGGACCAAAACAUUACAGCCCGGAAGAGCUGAUUAUCAGUAUUCCUGCCAUUUCUUUUCAAAAUCUAGUUGAUGCUCUUAUUUUUUGUAUGCUUAUGUGUUCAUAUAAUGCCCAAAACACCUGCAGCCCAAAUCAGUAUUUUCAAGCAUAUGGCUGUGAUCUUUAUUUUAUAAAUGUCUUUUUAAGUGUGCUGAAGGAUUUAAUGUAUUGCAUACUCUGUUUUUUAUUAGAAUUUGUGCUAUUGUCUUCUAGUGUCUUGCAUUCUUUAUGUAUUUCUUUUUUCCCCCAAAUUGCCACUCAGAUGUGUGUACACUUGAAUCACUUAUGCUGAAAUGAAAAUGUUGCUGAAACUCAAGUCUUAAGGCUUUUAAACGUGGACAUAAAAUUCCCAGUUGUUUCCCUUCAGGGGAUGCUUCAAAAACAAAUAAUUUCCUCGCAUUAUCAGUUGCAGAGAGAGCAUCUCGAAAAUACCGAGCAGCAGUGUACUUGUAUCUCUAUAAGCCAUCGAAUUAAUGUUGUGAGCCAGUAUUGUCUUUUCUCAGCAUUGCUUAAUCCCUACAAAUCAUUUAAUUGUGUUUGGUGUUUCUAUGUGUACAGUUACAUGUUUAAAGGAUGUGGUUUUCUUGUGUGUAAUCCUACAUUUUUUUUUUUUUCUGAGCCCAAACUGCUGAUGCAAUUGCAUUUGUUGUCCUCAGUGUGGCAGUAUGACAUUCAUUUAUCUGGUGUUUACUUAGCUCACAGGUACCCACCCACCACACAGUUUGACUGUACUUGAAAUGGCUGUGAAGUCAUGAUGAUUAUUGCAUAAAGAGAGAGAGAGAGAGAGAAAAAAAAAAAGCAAAUGCCAUUUGAAGUCUAUGAGGGAAGCAUUUCACCAGAUUGCCACACGUCUCUCUUCCAUAAUCAGGUACUUGCACUGGGAUCAGCUUCUCUGUUUUCUACACCUGCGUUGAGGAAAGCUGAUAUUCCAAGCAUCAAAACCUGUGUUUAUAUUUGGUCAACCAGCUGUUAAGUCAAACUUUUCAGUCUGGUUGAAUGGGAUUU
Archocentrus centrarchus (flier cichlid) is the source of this 4252-nucleotide messenger RNA. RefSeq names its product TBC1 domain family, member 2B (gene tbc1d2b). Gene Ontology annotation, molecular function: GTPase activator activity; small GTPase binding. The transcript has 13 exons. Lineage: Eukaryota; Metazoa; Chordata; Actinopteri; Cichliformes; Cichlidae. Bases 143 to 3043 code for a protein of 966 amino acids. The record is from RefSeq and is a predicted model, not a curated record. Gene Ontology annotation, biological process: regulation of GTPase activity.